Molecule: messenger RNA, 2945 nt
Organism: Oryza sativa Japonica Group (Japanese rice)
Lineage: Eukaryota; Viridiplantae; Streptophyta; Magnoliopsida; Poales; Poaceae
Molecular function (GO): protein binding
Source: RefSeq, a predicted model, not a curated record
UUCUAUGAGGCGCGGGACCGGUGCUCUCCUCCUCCUCCUCCUCCCCACCUCGGCCUCGGACGACGACGACCACCCGCGGCGAGGUCGGGAUGCGGCGGCUGCUGCUGCUGCGGCGGCGGCGGCGGCGCUCGACGUGUGGACGUCGGAGCCAGCGCCCGUGCAGGAACGACGCCGGAGGCUUCUCCAGAUGAUGGGGCUCUCCGGUGACCCCUCUCUGGCGCGCCUCGAGAUGGGUCGAUCGGCCUCCUACGACGGGCCCAUCCGGCCGGAGACGGUGUCGCCCAUCUCCCGAUCCAGAUCGGAUGGCAGCGUGCCGGCCUCCGCCACCAAGCCCCCGCUCGCGGCCCGGUCGCGCCAAACAUCGUCCGACUCCUCCGAGGCCACGCCAGGGGGAGAUGACGCGGACCCCAGGUGCCUAAUCCGAAACCUCGACGACGGCAGCGAGUUCGUGGUGAAGGAGGAGUCCGCGCUCCGCGAGGUGGGCACGGGGAGGCAGCUCACCAUGGAGGAGUUCGACCUCUGCGUCGGUCGCUCCCCCAUCGUCCAGGAGCUCAUGCGCCGCCAGAACGUGGCAAGCUCCGGUUCGAGCAACGGAGCGUCCGCUCUCAUCCAGAGGUCCAGCUCUGAUUCAAGCAACGGCGCGACGCGCCACAGGCGGCGCGGCAGCUGGCUCCGGAGCAUCCGCAACGUCGCUGGCUCCAUGGUGGUCGGCUCCCGCGACCGCCGAAGCAGCGACGAGAAGGACACCUCCUCGGAAAAGGGAGGGCGUCGGUCCAGCUCAGCCACAGACGACAGCCAGGAAAGUGCCAGCGCCGUGCGCCGUGGCCCGGAGCGUGUCAAGGUACGGCAGUACGGGAAGACAUGCAAGGAGCUCAGUGGGCUGUUCAUGAACCAGGAUAUACAGGCGCACAACGGGUCCAUCUGGAGCAUAAAGUUUAGUCACGACGGGCGGUACCUCGCGAGUGCUGGGGAGGAUUGCGUGAUCCAUGUCUGGGAGGUGUCGGAGCUUGAGAGGAAACGGGAGGGAAAUGGGGUGUGCAAUCAACUUGUUGCCGUCGUGUGCAAUGGUUCGCCGGAGCCGAUAUUGGCAUUGGCAAGUGUUGAUGGAAGCUGUUGGGAGAAGAAGCAUCGGGCUAGAAUCUUGGAAACUCGGAAGUCUGCGAGCUCUGACCGGUUGAUGUUUCCAGAGCAUGUGUUCGCACUAUCAGAAAAACCGGUCAAAACUUUUGAGGGGCAUUCGGAGGAUGUGCUUGAUCUCUGCUGGUCUAAAUCUCAGUACUUACUUUCAUCUUCAAUGGAUAAAACAGUGAAGUUAUGGCAUAUGUCAAGAACUUCAUGUUUGAAAACAUUUUCACAUAGUGACUAUGUGACAUGCAUCCAAUUCAACCCUGUUGAUGAUAGAUACUUCAUUAGUGGUUCUCUGGAUGAAAAGGUUCGCAUAUGGAGCAUUCCGGGACGUGAAAUUGUUGAUUGGAAUGAUCUGCAUGAAAUGGUCACUGCUGCUUGCUAUACACCUGAUGGACAGAGAGCAUUAGUCGGUUCCCACAAGGGCAGCUGUCAUAUUUAUGAUACAUCUGAUAAUAAGCUUCUCCAAAAGAAACAGAUUGACUUGCAAAAUAAGAAAAGGAAGUCCAAUCAGAAGAAAAUCACAGGGUUUCAGUUUCUCCCAGGAAGUUCUUCAAAGGUGCUCAUCACAUCUGCAGAUUCACGAAUACGAGUUGUUGAUGGUUUUGAACUAGUUCAUAAAUUCAAAGGUUUUCGAAAUACCAACAGCCAAAUAUCAGCUUGCCUGUCUUCGAACGGGAGGUAUGUGAUCUCUGCGAGUGAGGAUUCCCAUGUGUACUUCUGGAGAAACGAUGACAAUUCUGCACAGGGCAGAAGCAAGGCCGUUGUGUCUGUCACAAAUUCGUAUGAACACUUCCACUGCCAGGAUGUGACUGUAGCUGUUGCUUUGCCAUCUGCUGGAUCAGCAAUGACGUCCAGAACAAAUUCCAGGAAGACCGAGGAGCAGGAUAGCAUACCGCAGCAGCACACUCAACCUGACAAACAGCAAGAUUCCUCUGAUUUCCAAUGCCUAAGCGGCAACGGCCUAAGCACUAGUUCAAACCACAGUGGUGACAGAACAUCUGCAACUUGGCCUGAAGAGUUGAUGACACCAAGUAAGCAGAGCCCUCCGUCCAGUACCAGCCUUCCCAACGGUGCUGGCCAAGCACCAAGCCGGUCGGCCUGGGGUUUAGUGAUCGUCACGGCAGGCCGUGGAGGCCAGAUCAGAGCAUUUCAGAAUUUUGGGUUUCCUGUUCGAGUAUAGCAGCUAUUAUCCUGGUGAAGAUGCUGCCUGUACUCUGUAGUCGCUGCCCCUGCGGCAGAGAUAAUUUUUUGUGUAUAGCUAGGAGGAUACGUGGGCAAUUUGCACAGCGGUCUGGGAUUGGAUCUGGUUACUUGUUACCAAGGUGCACAAAGCUCCGUUCUUCGACUAACUUACUACGGCCUGGGCACACAAGGUAUGCUGAAUUCAUUUGCCCGAAACUGUACAUGGGAAUGGCCCAGAAAGAGCGACGGGCGCCGGGCAGUCGGAGUGAGAUCUCUCUCUUUGCCAUCCAUCUUUUCUCUGUUUUCCCCCGCUCAAGUCCGUUUUAGCUUUUUUAUCCUUUUCUUUCUCUUGUUUUCUUUAUUAUUAUAUAUUCUUGUAAGAAGAAAUCUCAGUGGUACACAAAUAGAAAAGCGAAAAAAGGAGUUGCAUAGAGUGGUGAAAUUCUUUACACUAGCUUCGCAGGCUUGCAGUAUUUAGUGUUACGCGGGUAAAGUAAUUAGAAAGAGAUGAAAAUUUUGGGUUCUGGAGCUUGUAGUCCUUGCUCAUGGACAAGGCUGGAAUAGUUGAGUUACAUUUCUGGUGUAUAUGUUCUCUCGUUCAAUGUUCAAUCGUCUACUGCUCAGCAUUUUCUUUU